AUGACUUUGGAAUUCCAAAUCACCUCCCCGCCUUCGCGUUCCACGUUCGAUCGUUCCAGUGCGAUGAUGGGGAGCUAUGCACCACAAAAUGAGGUACGCGUCUGGAAGUCAGACACAUUUGAGGCUCCCAAGGGAGCAAUGCAUCGUGGCACCUAUCACAUCAAGAGUCGUUUUGUCGAUGCGGAUAAAAACGAGUACGUGUCAUGGAAGUGGGAUAUCCAAGUGGUUAAAGCAUCCGGAUGA
Opisthorchis viverrini is the source of this 243-nucleotide messenger RNA. RefSeq lists its product as hypothetical. The transcript is spliced from 2 exons. Bases 1 to 243 code for a protein of 80 amino acids. Gene Ontology annotation, cellular component: cytosol; membrane; cytoplasm. Gene Ontology annotation, biological process: Rho protein signal transduction. The record is from RefSeq and is a predicted model, not a curated record. Lineage: Eukaryota; Metazoa; Platyhelminthes; Trematoda; Opisthorchiida; Opisthorchiidae. Gene Ontology annotation, molecular function: protein binding; Rho GDP-dissociation inhibitor activity.